This is a messenger RNA of Pocillopora verrucosa, 1958 nucleotides long. Its product is annotated as N-acylethanolamine-hydrolyzing acid amidase-like. The record is from RefSeq and is a predicted model, not a curated record. Gene Ontology annotation, molecular function: fatty acid amide hydrolase activity. Gene Ontology annotation, biological process: fatty acid metabolic process. Gene Ontology annotation, cellular component: lysosome. NCBI's taxonomy places the organism in Eukaryota, Metazoa, Cnidaria, Anthozoa, Scleractinia, Pocilloporidae.
AUGGCGGUACGGACGCUGUGUAUUGGCCCUUUUUGUGUAGUAUUCUUCAGCUUCAAACCCACUCAAUGUGAGCCAUUUCAAGCGCCAAGUUAUACCAUUGACCUCGAUCUUGCUCCAGAAGAAAGAUGGCUCAAUAUUACCCAGAAAUACCUGAAAUACACUCCGAAGAUUUUAGCAAAUCUGCGAAAGAAGAUUCCACCGUUUGCAAUACCGCUUGCAGAAAAGCUUGCUGUUGUAAUUGAUAAACAUUUCCCCGAGGAGUAUAAUAAAGAGAUGAUGGGUAUAUCAAAGGGACUUAAUCUAAGCUUUUCAGACACAAUACUUCUCAACAUUUUAUACGACGUAACAGCUUUUUGCACGAGUAUCGUUACACAAGACAAGGAUGGAAGUGUUUUUCACGGAAGAAACCUGGAUUACUCUUUUACAGAUACGCUGCGGGAUAUAACUUUCAUAUCCAACUUUCAAAGGAAAGGUAAGGUGGUGUACACUGGUGUAACAUUUGCUGGCCAGGUUGGUCUUUUGACAGCACAGCGACCGAACAGUCUCACAAUCAGUCUGGAUGAGAGGGACCGUGGCCACAUAUGGGAUAAUGUCUUUGAAGCUAUCUUUAAUAAAAAUGCAAUUCCUGUUACAUUUCUGAUUCGAGAUGUGGUCAGCACAGAAGGAAUGGACUUUUCUCAAGCUGUGAAGAAAGUAUCUCAAGUGUCCUUGAUAGCAGCUAGCUAUCUUAUUUUAGGAGGAGUUAAAGUUGGGGAAGGUGCUGUGGUAACACGAGGCAGAGAAAAAACAGCUGACAUCUGGAGGCUGAGUCAAGAUGCAGCAAAGGAACCGUGGUACCUUGUAGAGACCAAUUAUGACCAUUGGACCACACCCCCUCCAUCAGAUGAUCGCCGUGACCCGGCUGAGAAGGCAUUGAAAAAGUUGACUCAGGCAAAGCUCACCCCUGAUGCACUGUUCAGUGUCAUGUCCAUCCAUCCUGUACUGAAUAAUAAGACUGUCUACACAACUAUUAUGCAGGCAAAAAAUGCUGAUCUAUUCAAUACUUGGAUUCAGACGCCAUAAGAUAACAAUCUUGUAUUCCUUGGUGAGCCACUUAUUUUCUUGGAGAUAAUUCAAGCUUAACCCUUUACCAUUGAUCCUAACAUUGGUAUGCAUAUUCUUGAUACUGUUCUCUAUACAUUUCUACAUUACCUACAAGGAGAGUUUGUUUGAAAAUCAAGAGCAUCUUUUGUUGGUGAUCAUCUCCUUCAUUCUCAUGACCUUAAUGUUUGAUUCACGGGUGAUAUUGUAAGGAAAAAUUAGAUGCCAGUCACUCUUAGGGAUUAAAGGAUUAACCCUUAAGCUCCCAUGAGUGAUGACCAAAACAGAAUUUCUCCUUACAAUAUCAAUACAAUUGUGAAUUGUUAGUUGAUCAAACACCAAAUUAUCUGAAGUAACAUCAUAACAAUUGUGUGACAGAUAGUAGGGAGAAUUUCUAGUUACAUAUUGGAAUGGUCAGUUGCAAACUAGGAAAAGUAUGCAUUGUUUUGCAUGUAAUUGUGAAAAAAGAGAAGAAAACAGAGUGCUAAAGAAACUAAAUUUUUGAGACAAAUUGGAUCACAUGAAUGUUAAGAAAAAUGAAGCAAGCAUUUUUUGCAACUUAUUUUCAACAUAACAAAAAGAAUGGAAAAAAUCGUUUUUUAAGUAACACUGAAGGUAGCUUCAACAGUAUGGAUAACACAACUUUAACAAUUAUAACGUAAUAUAUGUUUCAGUUUCGUAUUGAAAUUUUUUAUCGUCUUUUUUAUAUCAAUAUUUUAUGAUGAAUAGUAACGACUGGUUAAGUCUGCAUAAUAACUGAGUUAAGCACUACUCGAGAGUUAAGGAACUGGAUGUGGUUGGGAGAAAAUCAAGAAAAUUGACUGUUAAUUUUUUUUCCAGAGAAUGGCGAAGUCAGAAAUAAAUUAUUGUUAGUGGAA